This is a messenger RNA of Aspergillus mulundensis, 903 nucleotides long. RefSeq lists its product as uncharacterized. The transcript has a single exon. Bases 1 to 903 code for a protein of 300 amino acids. Lineage: Eukaryota; Fungi; Ascomycota; Eurotiomycetes; Eurotiales; Aspergillaceae. The record is from RefSeq and is a predicted model, not a curated record.
AUGAAGCAAGCCGCCUCCGUCCUCGCCGCCGCCGGCCUCAUCUCCCUCGCCAAUGCCCACGGCUACAUCACCACCCCUCAGCCCCGUAUGCCCGGCUCCGCCAUGUCCUCCGCCUGCGGUCAGCAAGUCUACAACAACCAAGCCGCCGACCGCGCCGGUAACGUCCAGGGUGAGCUCCAGGUCGCCAACUCCCAGUCCGACUACGACGCCGACGCCUGCCACAUCUGGCUGUGCAAGGGUUACCAGUUCGACGACAACACGGACAACGUCCAGUCCUACACCGCCGGUGAGACCGUCGACUUCGUGAUCGACAUCGUCGCCCCCCACACCGGUGUCGCCAACGUCUCGGUCGUCGACACCGCCACCAACAGCGUCAUCGGCUCUGCCCUCAAGAGCUGGGACGUCUACGCCUCCACCGCCACUGGUGUCACCGAGGACGAGACCAACUUCUCCGUCACUAUCCCCGACGACCUGGGCUCCCAGUGUUCCGAGGCCGGUGCCUGUGUUCUCCAGUGGUACUGGUACGCCGAGAGCAUCGACCAGACCUACGAGUCCUGUGUCGACUUCACUGUUGGCGGUAGCGGAUCUGGCUCCAGCGGCUCUUCCUCUUCUUCUGCUGCUGCGGCCCCCAGCUCAACCUCCUCCGCUGCUGCUACCUCCUCCACUUCCACCACUGAGGCUACCACCGCUGCCCCCACCUCCACCUCCACCACCACCACCGAGGCCAAGGUCCAGGUCCCUACCACCCUGAGCACCGCUACCCGCCCUGCCGAGACCACCACCGCCACCGAGACUGCCACCGAGAUUUCCUCCGCUUCCACUGGCGUCCCCACCGACGGUACCACCGAUGAGCAGCUCAACUGGGUGUCCGGCAUCUUCAAGGCCCUGUACUCCCGCGAGUAA